AUGAUCCAUCUCUCACCUCACCGCGUCGCCACCAUCAGCACCUCACCACCACCACCAUGGCAUGAUGGCACCCCCCAGCGUCAGCACCACACACGCCAGCACUACGACCGCCGUCCUCACCAUCAACGGCCUCAACUCCUCACCGACCCCUUCUUCUCCCCCGCCGGCAGCACCGAGGACCUAGACCUUGCGACCGUGCGCGUUCCCGACGACCUGGCACUGGACCCGCACCAGCUGCCGGCCAUGGAUGACGUGCUGCUCAGCCAUGAAGGCCGCAGCGACAACAUCGACGGCAGACACGUGCUCACGACUGUGCACGGGGCGAGGACCCUCGGAGGGUGGCGUUGCCGAGAAGGUGUGUAUGUUGGCUGA
Messenger RNA from Aplosporella prunicola CBS 121167, 372 nucleotides. RefSeq lists its product as uncharacterized. The transcript has a single exon. Bases 1 to 372 code for a protein of 123 amino acids. NCBI's taxonomy places the organism in Eukaryota, Fungi, Ascomycota, Dothideomycetes, Botryosphaeriales, Aplosporellaceae. The record is from RefSeq and is a predicted model, not a curated record.